AUGGGCGGUCCUUGUCCAAAAUCCCUCAUUUUCCCUCAAUUUCCCAAACAAUCCCUUAAUUUGGAAAGAUGGGUUUUGAUCCUCUUCCUAGUGGUUGUGGUUGUGGUCCUCCCCCUCCCCACCACGGCCACCGCCGUAAGUCCGUCGUCGAGCAUCUACGACCACCUGCGGCAGCAGGGCCUUCCCAUAGGGAUCCUCCCAAAAGGCAUAACGGAAUAUUCUCUAAACGGCAGCACUGGAGAAUUCCGGGUGUUGCUAGCGCAGCCGUGCCACGCCAAGUUCGAGAACCAGGUGCUCUACGAUUUCAACGUCUCGGGCGUUCUGUCUUUCGGGCGAAUCGCCAACUUAUCGGGGGUGUCGGCUCAGGAACUGUUCCUGUGGUUUCCAGUGAAGGGGAUCAGAGUGGAUGUGCCGAGCUCUGGCCUCAUUUACUUCGAUGUCGGCGUUGUUGACAAGCAGUUCUCUUUGUCCCUCUUCGAGUCACCCCCUGAUUGCACCGCCGUUGACCCUUCUGAUCCCAACCUCAAUCGAGCUGCUCACCACACCGACCACUACUCUCAUUCCCCAUCUGGGUCGUUGUCUAAGGAUGGGAUCACACUAGCCACCAGCUGCAAAUCUAUUUACUUUAAGAGACAAUUCAAUGAUGAUGUAAUAUCUCACCUCCCUAACAAGCUAUGCCCGAUUUAG
Prunus armeniaca (apricot) is the source of this 687-nucleotide messenger RNA. The record is from the annotation of a GenBank genome assembly. Lineage: Eukaryota; Viridiplantae; Streptophyta; Magnoliopsida; Rosales; Rosaceae.